ACAUUUGGUCUGUUGGGUCAUCAUUGUGAGCUACGAGAAUUGUUAAAUCGUUUCGUGACGGCCGUUUUUCGCUAGGUUUGUCGCCGCAUUGUUCUUUGAAUUGUUCCAAGGUCUGGUCCAACUCGUCUUGGGUUACUAAAUAGCCCCGAUCAUGGCAUAACUGAAUAAAUUUGUUUAGGUAGAGUGAAAAAGUGAGGUUAGGUCGGGUACCUGCAUGACUGUUUUGCGAAUUCGCCACAAUUUAUACGUUUCAGCUUCAUCAUCCAUAUUGUUAAGUUAAAAAAUAACUCACAACCAACACAACACUAAUAAAUUAUCAAAACAAGAGCAAAAGUUGUUAUAAUGCCAUAUAUUUGCACUACACCAUCAAGUUUUGUUACUCAUAAUCUGGAAAUCGCGAAUUCUUGUUGUUGUUAACAACGAAAUCAUGUCAAUAUUGUAACUUCACUUCAUUGAAAAAAACACUUACCCAAUCAACAAAGAAUAAAAAUAGAAAUUGAGAUAUUUUUUUGUUUAAGAAAGAUGUUUUCGCUAUUACCGAAAUUGUACCAUAUGCAUGUUACAGUUUUAAUGGCGCCAUAUUUAAAUUAAAAUUUAGUUUGACGAUCACAAACUCGCAAAAUGUCAUCGAAUUGCCAAAUAAUGGACCUUCUUCAGGGUAAACAACUGGUAAAUAAAAUAAAAAAACUUAUCCCUGCAGAAGAUGCAAUGAAAAAUAAGACGAUUAUAAUAUUUUUCUUUGGUGCUAUGUGGUGUAAAUCAGCGGACUGUAAAGUAAUCCUUCAGAGAUUGAAGGAGCUUCACAAGGAAAACCUUCGCAGAAAUAUGGGCAUUGAGGUGAUUUAUGUUUCAUCUGACACCAGUCCUGACGACUUUGAUGCGUUUUAUAAAACACAAGGUGGAUGGUUUGCGGUUCCCUUUCAAGAUGAUUUGGCCGAACAACUUCGUAGAAUUUUUGGGAUUACAACUAUUCCUAAUAUAAUCGUGGUCAAAAAAAACGGCGAAAUAAUAACUAAAGCGGGGAGACAAGAACUCGUCGAAAAGGGGCUAAAUGUGCUAGUGACUUGGACAGACUAAUAAUAAAAAAUGUAUCAGAAAGUUUAUUUUAUAAAUUUUACUCUUCAGGUAUUUCUACAGAGCCAUCAUUUACUUCAUCAAUAACGUCAUGUGGGAGCUUCCCAUCAAUGGUACAACCUACUGAUUGGGCUGUUCCUAAAACCUCCUUAACUGUUCCAGACAGAUUUUUAGCCAUUGAUCUUGGCCUCAUUUGUCUGGCAAUGCUGAUAACAUCAUCCAAAGUAAUGUUGCCACUGUGUUUAACUGCAAAGACACAAAACGUUAGAAAAAGAUUUAUAAAUAAAUCAAAAUUAUUCUGUACGCCCCCUUAAGUAACAUACUUAGUA
This is a messenger RNA of Tribolium madens (black flour beetle), 1403 nucleotides long. Its product is annotated as nucleoredoxin-like protein 2. The record is from RefSeq and is a predicted model, not a curated record. The transcript is spliced from 3 exons. Bases 622 to 1077 code for a protein of 151 amino acids. Lineage: Eukaryota; Metazoa; Arthropoda; Insecta; Coleoptera; Tenebrionidae. Gene Ontology annotation, biological process: photoreceptor cell maintenance; sensory perception.